Molecule: messenger RNA, 1466 nt
Organism: Cottoperca gobio
Lineage: Eukaryota; Metazoa; Chordata; Actinopteri; Perciformes; Bovichtidae
Exons: 6
Coding region: 158-1105 (315 amino acids)
Source: RefSeq, a predicted model, not a curated record
AUACAUUCAGAGGGAAAAGUCGCGUCAACAACGCGUCAUAUUACGUAACAGGAGGGAGUUGUUCGUGCCUCAGAGCCAUGCGUGGUUGGUGGUUGUAAAUGUGGUCUUUAGUAAGUGAAUUGAUAUUUUUUCUUGUAGUUUCACGUUGAAUUUCACCAUGGUGAAAUACUGUGUGUGUGCGGGUUGUGCAAACUGCAGCCUGACCGGACACCGGGUCCACUGUUUCCCUAACGGGAAGAACGGAGCUGCCUUUCGUGCCUGGGUGCGUUUUGUGCAGACGAAGAAGGCGGACUUCAACACUGCAUGUGUAACGAAAGACACGGUGGUGUGCGGCGCUCAUUUUACACAGGAAGAUUAUAAUACAGGAGACAUGAUGGAGUUCAGGAUGGGAUUUCGUUGUCAGGACCGUGUGAGGCUGAAAGCUGAUGCGGUUCCUUCAAUACACGCAGACGCUUUCUCAGCUCCGCCAACAACAACAGCCGGCGGAAGUGAUGUUAUCCAGGGGUGGGUCCGGGAGUCCGAGUCUGUCCGGGAGUCCGAGUCCGUCCGGGAGUCCGCUCGACGGGAACUGUGCGCCCUACGAGCCGACACCCCAACAAUUGUAAAAGUGGAAAACUGUGAAGAAAUACGUUCAGGAACUCCUGAACAAACUGUAAAGAAGCUACAGCUACUUAAACACAGUUCACCAAAUGAAGUUAACCAGGAAACUUGCGCUGCUCCUUCUGUCCAGUCAUCUGAAAAUGGAAAGGAGUCAGGGAAAAUAGAUGUUGCCCGUCAAAGACUGAAAAGUGAAGACGAGCGAACAACCAACCAGUCAGAAAAUAAAGAAAAUAGAGAUAUUCAAGAAGAUGAAGAAUUCAUCACCUCGUUAAGUGUGGGAGACGGACGCUACCUGGUGGAUCUGGGGAGCUCGUCAGAGUUCAUCGUUGAUGAAGAGUGCAUCCUUCAGCUGUUCAAGUCAUGCCGGGAAUGCAACAGACAGUGCAAAGUUAGAAAACGAGUCAAAGGACUAAAGCUCGUGAUAAACCAGGCGUGCUGUUUCUGUCAAAGCCGCUCUAAUGGACUAACCUGUCAGACGACGACAACGACGACGAUUUCCAGAUGAAUGGAAAAGAUACAGCACAUGUUCAGACUAACUCUGCAAAGCCGUGAUGCAAGUUGAGUGUCAUGUGACAGUUGUUGUACCAAGAUUACCUUGAACCAGGAAUAUGUUAGUUUUUUUCUUUCUCAACCUGUAACACAGUGAACUGAACUGCUGGACUGUCACUUCCCUGUGAUCAACUCCCCUUUAUGUUUUUACCAUUAUUUCCUCAAUGAACCAUCUAAUGCAAGUAAGAGGGUGGAUGCCUCAGCUUGCUGCAUCUGUCUGAUAAUAAAUAACCAAAAAAUUAAAUGAUCAUUUAAAAAAAUUAAUGAAACUAAAAAGAAGAAAUAAGGGCAUUAAAAGAUACAUCAUUUAAAACAAA